This is a messenger RNA of Ictidomys tridecemlineatus (thirteen-lined ground squirrel), 8458 nucleotides long. It is a transcript of the gene Usp6nl, whose product is annotated as USP6 N-terminal like. Lineage: Eukaryota; Metazoa; Chordata; Mammalia; Rodentia; Sciuridae. Gene Ontology annotation, molecular function: GTPase activator activity; small GTPase binding. The record is from RefSeq and is a predicted model, not a curated record. Gene Ontology annotation, biological process: regulation of GTPase activity.
CUUCGCCGGGAUCCUCUUGGAAGGGAAACAAUGGGGCGGAGGGCACUGCGGUAGCCGCCGCUGCGCCGGACCUGCUUGGCUGCUCGGGACCGCCCGCUCUGCCCGCUGCCCACAGCCGCCGCCGACGGGACUGUCCGGAGAAUAGGACAUGUAUUCCUCUGAGAAACCUUGGACAGCAGAUUUUGGUUUAGUAUCUGAUUGGGACAACACACAGAAACAUUUCCAGUCAUGAAUUCGGAGCAGGAUGUAGCACUGAAACUUGCCCAGGAACGAGCUGAAAUAGUUGCUAAAUAUGACCGAGGACGAGAAGGUGCAGAUAUUGAACCUUGGGAAGAUGCGGAUUACCUUGUUUACAAAGUCACGGAUAGAUUUGGCUUUUUACAUGAGGAGGAGCUCCCAUUUCAUAAUGCAGCUGUGGAACGGCAAAAGAACCUGGAAAUUGAAAGAACUACCAAAUGGCUGAAAAUGCUAAAAGGAUGGGAAAAAUACAAGAACACUGAAAAGUUUCAUAGGAGAAUUUACAAAGGAAUCCCACUCCAGCUCCGAGGUGAAGUCUGGGCUCUACUUCUGGAGAUCCCUAAAAUGAAAGAAGAAACAAAAGACCUUUAUAGUAAAUUAAAACACAGAGCACGGGGUUGUUCACCGGAUAUCAGACAAAUAGACCUUGAUGUCAACCGUACAUUCAGGGACCAUAUUAUGUUUAGAGACAGAUAUGGGGUUAAGCAACAAUCCUUAUUUCAUGUUCUUGCUGCAUAUUCUAUCUAUAAUACGGAAGUUGGGUACUGUCAGGGGAUGAGCCAGAUCACAGCUCUACUCCUCAUGUAUAUGAAUGAGGAAGAUGCCUUCUGGGCCCUGGUCAAACUCUUCUCGGGCCCCAAACAUGCCAUGCAUGGCUUUUUUGUCCAAGGUUUCCCUAAACUCUUGAGGUUUCAAGAACAUCAUGAAAAAAUACUGAAUAAAUUUCUGUCCAAGCUUAAGCAACAUUUGGAUACUCAAGAAAUCUACACGAGUUUUUACACAAUGAAAUGGUUUUUUCAAUGUUUCCUUGAUCGUACUCCCUUUACUCUAAACCUCAGAAUAUGGGAUAUCUACAUCUUUGAAGGAGAACGAGUUCUUACUGCCAUGUCUUACACAAUCUUAAAAUUACACAAAAAACAUCUAAUGAAAUUAUCUAUGGAAGAACUUGUAGAAUUUCUUCAGGAGACUCUAGCAAAGGAUUUUUUCUUUGAAGAUGAUUUUGUAAUAGACCAACUUCAGAUUUCUAUGGCAGAACUAAAGCGGGCGAAAUUAGACCUCCCAGAACCUGGUAAAGAGGAUGAAUAUCCAAAGAAACCUUUGGGGCAGCUUCCACCUGAAUGUCAUUCUACUGGCAUUAAUCACCUGAGCAAUGGACAAAGAAGUGUUGGUAGGCCCAGUCCCCAUAUAAGCAGCAGAAGAGAAAGUGGAUCAUCGCCUUCCAAAAAGCAUGAGCACUCACCCCACCAUCAGAGUAGAACUGGUACUCCAGAAAGAGUCAGGCAGCUCCGGCAGAAGUCCGUGGAUGAGGAUAGUAAAAAUCUUAAUGAGGCAGCUUUUCAAAGAAAACUUGCAUCAGGUCCACAAGACAGUUCCGAGCAGUAUAACCAUGCAGCUGCUAACCAAAAUAGCAAUGCUACUUCAAAUAUCAGAAAGGAAUUUAUGCCCAAAUGGAAUAAACCCUCAGAUACUUCAGCUAUUGAAAGGACUGCCAAAUAUGCCAUUGAAGGUAGAUCGGUGCACCCUACACUUGGAGUCACCAUCCCAAAUUCUACUGAUCCUCGGAUAUCAAACACAAGGCAAAAGAUGAAGGUUUUGGAUGCUGAUGAUGGGAAGCGAGGCUCCAAUGCAUCCCAGUAUGAUAACGUACCUGGGGGAGAGAAUGAAAAUGGAACUUCUGCUGAAGAAGCACUAGAAAGGGCUUACUCUCACAGUCCAAGGAACAUUGUUUACUCUAACAGUCCACGAAAGCACGUUGAGCCAGGUUCUAGUCCAUCAAAAGUAUCCAACAAAUUUACUUUUAAAGUACAGCCUCCAGGCUAUACAAGACAUCAAUCCCAGUUAGAAGGGGAAGAUCGAGGGACUGUGCACCCACCUUCCUAUAGCAACCCCCCUGUUUACCACGGAAAUUCUCCAAGACACAUCCCCACUGCUAACAGCAGCUUUGUACCUCCACAGAUCAGCCCUGGGACUCAAAUUCAUCCUUCCCGAAGACCUUUCGGUUCUACUCUGUCAGUUGAUAUUUCUCCAGAGAAAUCUUUCAGCCGCCCAACACCUCUUGUACUACCAUCCAGUCGAAUAGAAGUCCUUCCUGUUGAUAUUGGUGCUGGGGGAUACUCAGGCAAUUCAGGGUCACCAAAGAAUGGAAAAUUCAUUAUUCCUCCAGUGGAUUAUUUGCCAGAUAACAGAAAAUGGUCAGAAAUUAGUUAUACAUACAGACCUGAGAUGCACGGACAAUCAUGGACCCGAGAUGCUAACCCUAGCCACUUAAGCAAUUUACCAAAAUAUUCAGCCUUUCAACAUGUACCCUUUCAAGACCAUAAUCUCCCAGCAGUUUCAGUAGAUAGUCCAGUGCGGUAUAAAACUUCACCAGCUGUAGAAGAUGCCAGUUCAGCUGGGUAUCAGUAUGCAGGGCCUUCACCUCCAGCAUAUCACUACAGAAAGCGGGAGGGGCUUUCUGUUCAAGAAUCAGUAUUGCUGUGAGAAUAUAUGUAUACUUGGCAAAAGACAAGAGAAUAGAAACCAUACGAAACCUGCAUUGCUAUGUUUGUAAUUGCCAAAGCAGUAUUUUAUACUCUUGGAAACAACUCGCAGAAUUCUGAUGUAUAUUAGUAAUAAGAAUAUGUAGAAGUUUUCAUCCUCCAUGUAGAUGCUGCUUAAGAUGAGCAUUUUAAAUUGCAUCAUCACUGAACCUGUUAAAGAAUUUAACCUGGAAACAUAGCAAUAGCAUUUAGGGGUACACGCACAAUAAUGAUCCUUUACUCACUUUCAUUUAUAUCUUUCUCCAAAAACUGAACAUUUUUAUUCUUUUGGCCCAUUCUGUUUUAGCUAAUGUAAGCAAACCACUGAGAAACCCUAGAACAGAUUUUUUUUAAGGCUAAAUAUGUCUUUUAAUAGGUAUUAUAGACACCUAUACAUACACAUUUGAAUACAGACCUGAAGAAAAAAAAAACUUUUUUAAAAAUGAAUUUUAAUCUAGAUCCAUAGUAUAAUAUGAUAUUUUUUUUCUUGUCUUUUAGUCUAGUUCUACCACCCUCCCCCCAUGUUUUUAACCUGGGACCUAAACUGACAAAAUUAGAGUUUUCUCUGACUUUGUUAAUAUAGUAUUUCACAGAAUGCUCAUUGUUAUCCUUCAAUGGCUGCCAUUUUCUUUCAAUCUGAAAAUUAAAGACAUGGGAGAGAAAGGCUGACCACUUACUGGUGCUUAAAAAUUGGAGCAGGUAGGUAAGUUUAUGGCCAAAGGCACAGUGCUCCUUGUAUCCAUUUUCCCCAGAUCAUUCUUAAGUGCUUUUUUGCACCUGGCUCUGCUCUUUUUUUGCAAUACUCAGAGCAUACUGUUCCUUGCCAGAUACCAGGAAUGCUGUAGGAGAAGUUGCAACUUAGUGACCAUGCAGCACUGGAGGAGCAAGGUGAAAGGCCUUUGAAGUUCAUUUGAAAGAAGUAUUAAUAGUCUGGUUACUUCUUAAUUCUGACUGUUAAAUUCUUUCAGGGCCUCACCUUGAAGGGCCCAAGGCAGUUGUUUACAUGAUCAUUUUCUGACAUUUUCUUUAAAGAAUGUAAUCAAUGGAUAUUGCUGCAAUUAUCAGGCCAUUAUGUUAUUCAUAUUAAAAUUGUAAAAAAGAUGAUUCUAACUAUUAAUAGGCAUCUCAGAUCUUGAUCUUUUUAAAAAAUAUAGUGUGACUUUCAAACUUUCAAAACUAUUUUUUCUUUUUCUGUGAAAAAAAUUCAGGUUCAUGGUUUAAAACAAUCAGUGAUAUCUUUAAAAAUAUUCUAUUACACUACAAUUACCGAAAACUGACAAAAUUUUGGGCACUCCAAGAAAAUAGAACUUUGUUUUUAAUUGGAGUACUUGUUUUCAACAUUAUUGUGCUCAUAUUAGAAAACAAAAAAUUAGAAAGUCUAACAUAGAUGGCUCUUCCUGUUGCAAGUUGGGGUUUUAAGCUUUUGAGGUACAAAAGUGUGUCUUAAAAUGCAAAUAACAUUUGUUUAGCUAGUGAAUGUGACAAUAUUUUUAUGUAUAUAAUGAGUCUAAUGUAAUUUUAAUCAACUUGGUAAUGAUGUUUUUAAAUGGCAAAACAAAUGCAGUGUAUUAAAGCUGAACACUACACUGAAGCUCAAACUCUUGAUAAAAUAACAGGUUCUUGAUUUAGAUCAUGUGGAAGCUGAGAAAUAAAUGUAUAUAAAAAUGUGCUGAGGAUAGUAAUUCAAAUUUUUAAACUAUGAUUCUGUGACUUGUAAUGAACCAAGCUGUACAAUUUAGUUUAUGAGAGCAUCCAAGCUGCUCAUAUAUAUAUAUAUAUAUAUCAACAGUGGUAAAUACUGUAGAGUUUAUAUAUAUAUGCAAAAAUAUAUAUAUGCGCGCACACACACACACUAUUUUCUUAUGUCAUCUAUGACAUUUUUUAUCUGUAUACUUUUUUGAUGUGAUUGUUUUUAACAUGCUAAAAGUAAUAAGUAUUUUUUGUUUUGUGUCUUUUAUGUGCAUUUUUUUAAUAUGGCAAAAGUGCUGCAUUCCUGAUGCUUCUAAGGCUACUUUUCUAAUUGAGUGAUGUUGCCCAGUGUUCACCACAUUAAUUGUGUACGUUGCAGUUCUGUGUUUUAUGUUUUAUUAAUUUCCAGUAAGACUGUAUUUAGAAUGACAUCAUCUUUCCCUUAUUUAAUGACAUUACAAUAUUAUUUCUAGUCUUCCCUCUUACCAAAUGUAGCUAUGUUCAUUUUUUAAGCAGAAUUUAAUUUGAAAUUAUUUUGCCACUAUACAGUUUUACUCUUUCAAAUUUAUUUUUUAAUAAAAGUUAAUGAAAUGAUGAUAAAAAAUGAAAUAAUAUUGGCAAAGAGGGUCAAAAUAUUAUGGAGAUUUGUUUUUGUCUGUAAUUGUAUGCACAUGGUGUAUUUUGCCGUACAUUACUCUCUUUGUGACAGUUGUGCCCAAAAUAAUAAGAAUUUUGGUAUUGUUUUUAUUUUUAUUUAUUUAUUUAUGUGUGUAUUAUAUUUAGUUUGAGAAGUUAAAGAAACUAGAUCCAGGACCUCAAAGGGUUUUAAAAAUUUGAAUUCCUUUUUUUUAAUAGGAUUAUUUAAAAAUGGACAGCUUCUUAAUGCAGAUUCGAAGUAUAAAUGAUAGAACAUUUUUUGAAAGCAUGCAAAGAGCUUCCUUCAGUCCAUAGGACAUUUUUUGGGGAAAAAAAAAGAUGUAAUUAUUUUAACAUUCCAUUUAAUUUUGAGGAGAUUCUAACACUAAAUUGUGUCUACUCAGUGUGACUUUAAGGUAGACUUGCAUAGUUGUAAUGGCUUCAAAUUUCUUGGAUCCUUUUAUAAUGUAAGCACAAAAACCAUACCCAGUCAGUAGUUGGUUGAGAUCUCUUUUCCUUUAACUUUUGUGAUGAGAGAAAAACAUGCCAUGUCUACAAAUACAGAUUUAUUCACAGAGGACCUCCAGCUUCCUCAUCUGAAAUCAGAUUAUUAUUAUUAUACCUUUUAGAAACACACUUUUAUUUUAGUAUGCAUUUGAUGGUGUACAUGCAUCUUAAUCUUAUUAAUUAAUGAUUAUGAUUUGAGUAUUUGGGUGUUUUUGUUUGUUUGUUUUGUUUUUGCUUUAAAUUGUCCUUUAGUAGAUUUUAAAUGUCUGUAUAUAAGGAUAGUAAUGCUUAUUGGCCAAAUAGAAGGGGUCAAACUUUACUUAUUGGUUGGUUGGUUGGUUUUUGCCACUGACCCACGCUCCCACAUUCCCAGGGCUUUUCUUUUUUCUUUUGAAACAGGGUCUUGCUAAAUUGCCAAGGCUCGCUUCAAACUUGUGAUCCCCAUGCCUCAGCCCCAAGUCACUGAGAAUAUAGACGUGCGCCCCUGUGCCCAGCCAAACUUUACUUUUAAGAUGACCCAAGCUUUUGAGAAUAGGAGAAAGGAAUCUCUGCAACAUCUGUUGAUACAUUUUAGUUUCACAAGAACUUUAACUUAUCCAUAAAUCUGACUGCCAUCAUCUUAUAGGUGAGGCAACUGAGAAAGGAAUAAUUUCAGAUUUCUUAAGAGUGGAUUUUGACACUUGCUUCUCUUUAGAAUUAUCUGGUAAACUUUGGGAUCCCAUCCCAGACCACUAAAAUCACACUAUCUGGGUGGAAUCCAGGCAUCCGAUAAUACUUUUUUCCCCCUAAAACUUAAAAGUUUAAUUAUUAAGCUCUCUUUUAAAAUCCCUCCAAAGAUUCCCACUGUGAGCACAAAAAUUAGUAACAGAUUAACAGUUUGUCUUUAGAAAUUCUGACAUCAGGAAAGUUAGGAAAAACUCCACCAGAAAGAUUAAGAUUGCCAGCCAUCUUUAUAAAUUCUGAUGAACUGCUGCUGAUUAUAGUGUGGAUCACUUCACAUGAAAGGCAGUAUGACCUUGUAACAAUCUCAUUUGCUAUUUCUAACAGUCCUUCAAAACAGAGAGAGCUUUAUAAAGAUUUCCAUUUUCCUAAACAACCUCUGACUCUCCCUUUCCUUAAAUGACAUGUUUUUAAAAGCUCAGCUAUUUGGAAGCCUGAGCACUGAGAAAACACUGACUAGUUAGCCCUUCAUUGGAGCAGUCAACAUUUUAUUGAGCAUCUUCAAAAGUACCAGGGAACUGUGCUGAGUUCAUUCUUCAAGAUGUGAGACAGGUUUGUAAUAUUUGUUUCUUGAUUCAGUGUGGAGAUGUCCACAAGCUUCCAGUGGACACAAAAGGCCAAGAAUGACCCCUCUCAAAAAGCUUAGGAAGCCCUUAGGUGAAGGAGUUGCCUCAGCUGAGCCUAAAAGGAUUAGAAUAGUAGACAGGAGGCAGUGAGAAAGGGGAAAUUCUGCAGAGGGAUGAAGGCAAGUGCAGCUGCAUGAGCUGCAUGGUAUGUGUGUGAGGUUUUGCCCCUUGGAUGUGUUUGUGGGGUGAGGUGGCAAAGGAGGGAGAAGUCCCACAAAGAGACCAGAUGUGGAGGCCCUCAUAUGCUACUGAACCUGACCCUGGCGGGGUUUGCCAUGCUUGUGUUUCUAUUUAUUCUGGUCCUUGAGGCUGUGGAGGCUAGGCAGAUGUGAGGGAGUGAGUCUGGAGCUGGUUAGGAAGACAGGAGGAGUCCUUUAUCUCCAAGUGCUACAGAGCUUAAGGCCAGGGAAGAAGCUGCGAAGAAACGGUGAUUAAUUUGAGAACUGAUUACUAAAUGAAAUUGGCAAGACUUGACAAUGGAAUGAAAGCAAUCCUAAUAAUCCUAGUAAGAAAAAUAGUUAACAUUGAAUGCAUAUUAUGUGUCUGGCGCUGUGUUAAGUAUUUAAUGUGUGUCAGCUUAUUUAAUUCUCACAAUAACUCUAUGUUGUGUGUAUUACUAUAAUUCCCAGUUCACAGAUGAGAAAACUAAGCACAAAGUUUAGGUAACUUUCCUCUAGUGACACAGCUGGUAAGUAAUAGAGCCAGGACUUGAAUCCCCAGCCUGUUUCCCUCCCUACCCCUGAACUGAUAUAUAAGGAGGCAUAAAUUGCCUAUCAUAAAAUUCACCCAUUUCACUUUUAUACUUAGAAGAUUUUUUAGUAAUUGUAUCAUUAUCACAACUAAUUUUAGAAAAUUUUCAUCACCUCAAAAAGAUCUAUUGUGCCUAUUUGCAAUUCAGGCCUGUUCUCAUGCUCAGUGCUCAGGCAACUACUGAUCACUUUCUGUCCUGAUUUGCCCUUUCUGGAUAUUUUCUUGAAGUGAAAUCAGACAAUGGGGGUAUUUUGCCUCUGGUUUCUUUUACUUAGCAAUGUCUUUGAAGUUCAUUCUUGUAUCAUGUAUCAAUAAUUUGCCUUUUAUUGCUGCAUAGUAUUCCAUUGUGUAGCACUGACACCUUGUGCUUAUUCAUCAGUUGAUAGACAUUUGGAUUAUUUUCACAUGUUGCUGUGACCAUUUGUGUACACAUUUUUAUAUGGACAUUUGUUUUAACUUUUUUGAGAAACUUCCAGACUGUUUUCCAAAGCAGCUGUGCCAUCUUGCAUUUCUAUCCACAAUGGAGGCGGGUUCUGAUUUCUUGUCAACACUUGUGAUUAUCUGAGUUUUAGUGAAUGUGAAGUGAUAUCUCAUGGCUUUGAUGUACAUUUCCCUGAUAGCUAAUGAUGUUAAGCAUCUUUUCAUGUGCUUAUGGGCCAAUUGUAUAUCUUCCCUGGUGAAAUGUCUGUUUAAAUAUUUUGCUUUCUUUUUAAUUGAGUUUUCUUAUUAUUGAAUAAUAAGAGUUCUUAAUAUAUUCUGGAUAUAAGUUCUUAA